AUACAUCUAAUCCUCCGAAUAAGUUAAGAAGUUAACAACAUAAUAUCAACUUGUACGAAGGUAUAAAGUUGGUAUAAAGUUUGCGUAGAAUGGUCACUUCCUAAAAUUGUACACGUAAAGACGGUCAAAUAUGUAGCUGGAACAGCCCGAUACGAAUAUUUCUAGCCCAUAGACUAGAGAGUAAUGUGUAAAUAGUUGAGAAUAAAAAUGUCUUAUAUAUUUAUUCAUAUUAUGCCAGACUAGAUCUUGCUACCUUAUGUUUAAUUACUUUUUUGUGAAACAGUAUAGUGUUAUUUACGUUAUCGAUAGCCAUAUCAGAUUUAGCUCCGUAAGAACUGUCAUAUUUCAUUCAUUCAUCCUUGUGGUUUCGUUGAAUUUCUCGGUUUACUUACAGCUUUAUUUACAUUUAUUGAUAUUAGAAAACGAAAUCGUUAUAUACCCAUCCAUUUCCAAUACGUUUCGAUUGACAAAUAAUGCUCAAUGUAACUACAAAUAGAGCUUAAAUUUGUGGCAAGGCGGCCUUCAACACGCAUAAAUUCACAGACAUUAUUCCAAAUGUAUUGUUUUGAUAGAUAAUGGAUCCGAGAAUGUGCAGAAAAAUCAGUAGUAGUGAAAGUCUUCCAGAUGCUGAAAAUGUGGAAUACGAAGUGGCGAGCAUCAUCGCGCCGCAAGAGAGCGAAGAGAACCUCCUGGAGGGCAGCCCCGAGCUGCGCUCCGUCACCUGGCUGGACGACGACCAGAUCGAGGACCUAGAUCUUAAUUUAGACCAAACUAACCUAUUUUUCCAUAGAGUCGAUAGUGCAGAUAUAAUUUAUAGAAGCAAGAAGAAAAAAUGCAAAAUGGUCGGGAAAUACGUUAUGGGGGACAUAUUAGGAGAGGGUUCGUACGGGAAAGUAAAGGAGAUGUUGGACUCUGAGUCGCUAUGCCGGCGCGCGGUGAAGAUCCUGAAGAAGCGCAAGCUCCGCAGGAUACCCAAUGGAGAGCAGAAUGUGCAGCGAGAGAUACAGCUGCUCCGGAUACUUAGACAUAAGAAUGUGAUAGAACUAGUCGAUGUUUUAUUUAAUGAUGAAAAACAGAAAAUGUACCUUGUCAUGGAGUUCUGUGUGGGUGUGUUACAGGACAUGUUAGAGUCAAGUCCGGGCAAGAAGUUCCCGCAGCAGCAGGCCCAUGACUACUUCAGGCAGCUACUAGACGGACUGGAGUACUUGCACGGGCAAGGAGUCGUGCAUAAGGACAUCAAGCCAGGCAACCUGCUGCUGACUCUUGAUUCCACACUGAAGAUUACUGAUUUUGGUGUUGCUGAGGCACUAGACAUGUUCUCGCCGGAGGACACGUGCUACACAGGACAGGGCUCGCCCGCCUUCCAGCCGCCGGAGAUCGCCAACGGCGCUGAGCAGUUCUCGGGCUUCAAAGUCGAUAUUUGGAGCAGCGGCGUCACACUGUACAACAUGACGACGGGCCGCUACCCGUUCGAGGGCGACAACGUUUACCGGCUCCUGGAGGCGAUCGGUCGCGGCGAGCCGGCGCCGCCGCCCGCGAACCUAGGGUCUACGUUGCGGUCCCUACUUAUCGCUAUGCUGCAGCGCGAGCCACAGCGGAGGCCCAGCGUUCAUGAGAUCAGGAGACACGCAUGGGUCCAAGCGACGCCGCCGCUGGAGGCCGGCGAGCGAGCAGUGAGCCCGCGAUCACGGCGCUCCGACGACCUGCACACUUCCACCGUGCUGCCCUACCUCGUGGAGCGGCACUACGGCUCGCAGGACUACUUCACCGGCGACCUGCGCCACGGUCAGUACAUCAUCUCAGGCCAGCUACCCUCCACGACCUGCACACUUCCACCGUGCUGCCCUACCUCGUGGAGCGGCACUACGGCUCGCAGGACUACUUCACCGGCGACCUGCGCCACGGUCAGUACAUCAUCUCAGGCCAGCUACCCUCCACGACCUGCACACUUCCACCGUGCUGCCCUACCUCGUGGAGCGGCACUACGGCUCGCAGGACUACUUCACCGGCGACCUGCGCCACGGUCAGUACAUCAUCUCAGGCCAGCUACCCUCCACGACCUGCACACUUCCACCGUGCUGCCCUACCUCGUGGAGCGGCACUACGGCUCGCAGGACUACUUCACCGGCGACCUGCGCCACGGUCAGUACAUCAUCUCAGGCCAGCUACCCUCCACGACCUGCACACUUCCACCGUGCUGCCCUACCUCGUGGAGCGGCACUACGGCUCGCAGGACUACUUCACCGGCGACCUGCGCCACGGUUAGUACAUCAUCUCAGGCGAGCUACCCUCCACGACCUGCACACUUCCACCGUGCUGCCCUACCUCGUGGAGCGGCACUACGGCUCGCAGGACUACUUCACCGGCGACCUGCGCCACGGUUAGUACAUCAUCUCAGGCGAGCUACCCUCCAUGACCUGCACACUUCCACCGUGCUGCCCUACCUCGUGGAGCGGCACUACGGCUCGCAGGACUACUUCACCGGCGACCUGCGCCACGGUCAGUACAUCAUCUCAGGCGAGCUACCCUCCACGACCUGCACACUUCCACCGUGCUGCCCUACCUCGUGGAGCGGCACUACGGCUCGCAGGACUACUUCACCGGCGACCUGCGCCACGAGCUGGGCGACGGGGGCUCCCGCACCCUGUCCACGGCCGAGUUGUCCGAGCAGUCGUCGCGCAAGCACCGCUGGCACUCCGCCUGCGGCCGCCUGCCCUCCUGCCGCCUCACGUGAUCCGCCCGUCUCCGACCCACUAUCUAGGACCAUUGAGGUUUAGUCGCCAUACAAUGCCUCCAGAACUCCACGGUGGCUCCCGCAUACUAUUUACAUCUGGAUUUUCUGAGCAGUCGUCGCGCAAUCACCGCUGACACUCCGCUUAUGGCCGCCUCCCUUCAUGCCGCCUCACCCCAUUGGACCAGUCAUUCUAUACAAACCUAACAAGAAACAUUAUUUCGGUGGAUCAACUUUAUAUUGACACUUUCGUCUCAUGCAGCCUUAUGUGAUAGAUCACGCUUAGAAGCGUCUCCCACCCACUACCAAGGACCAUUACGAUUCGGUACUCACAAUACCCGCAGAACUCCAUUGCAGCUGAGUUGUCUGAGCAGUCAUCACGCAAGCACCGCUGGCACUCCGCCUGCGGCCGUCUCCUCUCCUGCCGCCUCACGUGAUCCACCCGUCUCCGACCCCCUAUCCAGCACCAGUCAAUCUGCAGUUGCCAAACAAGGAGCGUUACUAAGCGAUCCGAGGCAUUUCUUGAGUGGAUCAACUUUUUCUUGGGACUUGCCAUGGUUACGCCUCCUGCCGCCUCACGUGAUCCAUGUGUCUGAAACUCACUAUCUAUACCUACAGAAUUUUACGAUUACUUUCGCGCGUCCGCGAAUUACACUGUUCUUUUCGCCAAUUAUAUAACCCAAUUAUUGGAUCAAAACUUACGGUAAAAUAUGUCAGUGAAACUCACGGCCCUGUUUGAUGUAAAAUUAUAGUAAUUAUCUUACCUGUACUAACGCAGCUUGAUUCGUUCAUGUGCUUUUCUUUACUGUCCGGAUUUUAUUCUCUACUUGUAUGUAGCUAUAUGGUUUUUGUGUAAGCACUUAUAAUCUAGAAACUUAUGGUUUACAUUUAACAAUUACCACUAAGUAUACCUAAUAUUUUUUUUUUAAAUAUUGUAUUAAGGGCUUUAAGUGGUCUCGGCAAAGAAAAAUAAUUUGGAUUGUAACAAAUACUGAAAGGGUAUUAAUAUUAAAUAUUUGCAUGUAUACACAAUUUUGUAAUCGCUAUCAGAUACCUUAGAACAAAUAAGCGCUCCCGCCUGUGCAAUUUAUUUGUCCAAUGUGCAUCGCGUCUCACUCUCUCAUUAAGCAAAAUGUGAGAUGUGUAUGCAAAUACACAUUGGACCAAGCAAUUGGACAGGUAGAGUACCAGAGGCAACUGAGCUCGGGCUGAGAACUUAUUUUGACGUUGAAAUUUGUUCGAAUACUUUUGAAGACGAUGCGUGUUUGAUGGCGACUCUACAGGCUUAGAAAAUUCUUAAACUUGUCUUGUCCAUUCUUCACGACAAUAAAUACAAAAUUAUAUUGAAAAUGUACGAAAGAUAUAAGCAAUAAUACAUAUAAAAGAAAGAUAAAUCCGGAUAUAAAAAUAACGUAUCAAUUAUCUAAGUAUAUAUGUGUAACCCUUAAAACCUAUGUAGUAUAUCAAUUAAUAAAUACAUGUAGUUUACAGACCAUUUUCCCUUGUUGCAACGAGAUAGGGACCAUUUAUUUUGAGAUUUGUAUGUUUUGUUUGUGUGUACCGAUAAAGCAAAGGAAUCACCCGUUAUUGCACAAGCGGAUCUGCACAUCGCUCCAGUGUUUGAGCAAGACAGUGCUAUGCACGUAUGAAUAUAGCCUGGGCGAAUAAAAUAAAAACAGUGUUUAUACAAAGUCGCGAUCUUCCAAUAUUCAGCGCCGUCUAAUGAACGAAAAUUGAGUUACUAUAACCAGAUGUCUAAGUACCGAACAUAAUAGAUGGCACUAAAUCCUCUGGUCAAAAUAACUCAGUUUCCGUUCAAUAGGUGGCCCUUCGGAACCCCAAAACCUGAGGGCUAAGUAACAAAAUGGAUGGAACAGAGACCUGCUAGCUGCUAGUGACGCUGUCUGGCAAUAACCUAAAUAUUGUAGGAACGCGACUUUGAGUUUUUGGUUUGGGGCAUUCGGAUCCGCAUCUAAUGUAAACACCGCUUUUUUAUUUAUAUAUACUUUUUGAAAGACCGCAAAAGUGUUUAGGGGAGACCAAAUUUCACUGCCGCUUGCGAUUUGAUAUACGGACAAUUCGGGCAUUGUACAGUUUUCGCAUGUACAUAUGGUCUUUCUCUUGGUAGUGUUAUGGCAAGAAUAUUAAAUACAAUCGAUCUGUCUGUCCCGUCUAAUGUUGAAUCGUGAAACAUGACCUUAAAUAACGUCACGUUGGUAAGAGAUAAACGCCCACAGCGUAACGCUGCCAUCGUUUAAAAGAAACCAUGUCUUUAGAUAUGCCAAAGCCAAAGUAACAAACCACAGACUUUUGUAUGGUUUCAAGGUGCCGUCUCCUUGCAGGGUGAACUCUUUAAAGUAUCUGUAACUUUGUAUAAGCUUGAAAGCUGCUGCUACUACUUUCAAGAGAAUCUCUUGCAGAAAGCAGUGCAAUAUAAAUUGUGUGGGGUCAUUUAUUUAAGGUCAAUAUUUCGCGCCUCGAGAGAAAAUGACGAGAAAUCCAUUGAAUGUAAUAUUCUUGCUCUAUAAAAGGAAAAAAAUAGGGUUUUUUAAUUGAUGGGAUUUCACAGAAUCCUAUUUAUAUAUGAAGUCUCGAAAACUUUGGGGACGUUGAAAUACAACGUACAUCGCAACUGGUCUCUGCGAUUUGUUUUGGAUGUUGCAACUAUAUAAUGUAUUAUAUGACAUAAUAAAUGGUAUUGUGUAAAUGUGGUAGCAUUAAAAGCAAAGAGUUGUUAGUGAGAUUGUAGAAGAGGCGUAAAAUUUAUGAAAAAAAUCGUACCGUGUCCCUGAGUUUGAGAACCGAAUUAGAUAGCGGUAUAUGGCGCUAUACGUUUUAAUGGUAACUGGGGCGGUAUCAUGGUCGCAUUUUCAUACUUGUUAGAACGCGACAGGCAUGAUGUCAGACGAUAAAACAUCGACCAUCUUAGCACUACUGAAUUAUAGAAUGCGUUUCAACGCAUGGUACGAAUAUUUCUUUGAUUUUAUCCCUCAUCUACUAUUAAUAACUUUAUGAAUAAGUUAUGUGUGGCUUAGAACUGUACCUAUUCAACACGCCAAUUAAUCUUGUCAGUUUUAUUCUCUUGAUUUAAAUUAGUCUCCAUAUUAAAAACACCCGGAAUUUAAUAAAUACUUUUGUAUUGGGCAUUAUGAUCCGCUUAAGGCCAUUAUAGGUAUCAUUCUGUAUAACAGGAUCGCAUUUUUUUACCACCUCUCGGUCCCUUCGUUUCAAACCGAAUCUUUUAACAGCAAAAAUUUCGCCUACAUUUUCUACUUCAAGAAACGAUACAAGAUAUAUUAUGAUCUUAAUCGGAUCAUCAGUACCUAUUUAUUUCUGUGGCGUAACUAUUGGCAAUGUAUAUGACUGUGGCGCUGCAUGGCGGCUAAAGGUUACUUUAGUUAUCUGUCAGUUGACGGGAGUUCUCAUUAUUACGAAGUUGCUUUAGUUUCCCCACUACGCACUUCGCAUAUAGCCAACACGCCGAUCCUGAUUUAACAAUUUGUGGAGGUGUUGAUCGUGUUAUGAUACGACCUCGACGAUCACUCACGUUGCACGCUGGUGCGCGUGAAAUGCACUGUGGAGUCUUGUUAGGCAUCUCGCUCGCGCUUCUUGUUAGGUGUGUGAAUCGCGUCAAAGUCGUAUCAUAACAAGAUCAAAAGUUUUGUUCUUGCAAGAGGUUUAUAUGUGUAGAUGGAUCUCAAAUUGAGGAAUCGUGUAUGAUUAUUGUUAUUUUCUACAGAAUUUGCGUAGUUGUUCAUAUAUCUCUAACUAUAGUUCUUGCCAUACUGCGACUCACACUUCAUUAAAUCUAUUCGUCGGUAUAAUCCAUUAGCCGUUUUUUUUGAUUUCUUGUUAAAUCUCGGGGUUCCUAUCAUUAUCGCUUAAACACUUGAUAUGAACGUUGAAUGUAACAUUCAGUAUAUAGCAAUAAAAUGUCUGGAUCUUAGAAUGCCAUAAUAAGUACGGUUCAUUAGUUAAAAGAAUCUAACAAGGAAGGGUACCCAACUCUCCGACUCCGAUUUGAUUAAUUUUGAUAUAUGUUAUAGAGUAGUCUAAAAUAACGGACACGUAUUUUUUUUUUGCUGCCCAAACUCAACCUGUUAGGAGAAAAUGGCCUUCAAAGUACUAAAAAUUUACUAAAUCUUCUAACUCCUAUAGAAAGUGAUGCUCAAGCAACUUGCUGUUGAGUUUAGGCAGCUAAAAAAAAAUACGUGUCCGUUAUUUUAGACUACUCUAUAACAUAUAUCAAAAUGAAUCAAAUCGGAGUCGGACAGUUGGGUAUUUCCUUGUAAGCUUUGGAUAAUUUAAUUUUUGGCUUAAAGUAUUUCUUUCAUUCAGACGAUUUAAAUUUCCAGGUCCUUUGUUACUUGCUCAUUCUAAUUGUAUGUUGUUUUGCUGAAACUGUCUUUGCGCGAUAAGGUCAAUAAAUCUGAUAGUUACCCAGAUCUCGCUUAACCAUAGUAGAUAGAAUGGGAUAUGCUUGUAUUGAUUGUUAGCUUUUUGGCAAAGAGUUUCUGAUUGUAGAUUAAGUCCCAUAAAGUCUAAGAAAAAAAUGUGGCCCCGAGUUCGAGAGCUGAACUAGAUGGCGCUAUACGGCGCCAUGUUUUGUAGUAUAAACGUCAACUUUUGACAACCAGUGUUUCCGCAUAAUCCACCGUGUUUUUUUUAAUCUCCGUUAACUUCGGGUAUGGCUACUGCUGAAAGGCAUAGUUAUUUUUUUCCUAAAAAGUAAUUAAUAGCAUUGCUGUAACACGGACAUUAUAUUUAAACCCACCAAACAAUUGAAAACUAUCACAUAUGACACAUCAAUGACAUUUAGGCUGGUUUUAGUGUCAUGCGGACCGUCAAUACGGAUCGCUCCGCACCGGACCAAUAUGACGGGUCCGCACGGACGGCGGACAUGAACUUUAUACAAAUAGUCGGUGCAGUUCGCUCCGUACUGUCGAUCCGCAUGACACUAAAACCAGCCUUAGAAUAUCAAUCGUCCGAGAUAGUGGUUGAGCUUAGUAGCAAAUUUAUAAACUCAUACUAAACGCUAAUCAAUAUGUAAACAGGCUCUAAGGCUCGCUCGUAGGUGCCUUAUCAGAUAAAAAAAUAAUCAUUGAUUAUAUCUAAAAUAGAGUUAAUUAGAAUACCGGUUUUUUUGAGAAAGUAACUUAAUUUAAGCUCAAGAAUACACCCUUGAAAUUAACGGACUUUAAAAAAAACACCGUGUGUAUGGGGCCGUACAGCAUCAUCCACUUUACCCAUCGAAUUCGAGACACGAUUUUUUCUUAGUUUAUAAGUUUUCUAUGAUAAAUAAUUCUUUGCUUUUUAGUAAAGUACAAGUUUCUGUGUGAUCGUUGCAAACUUAAUUAUUUACUUACUGUCCAAAUACUUUUAUAUUAGCGUAAAAAAGCAGCCGUUUGUUGAAUUGUCGGUUUUGGUUUAAUUAACUUUAUCGGAAGCAUGAUAGAUAAUAUUUUUUAUAUAGUAUUUUUAGUUUUCUAACAUCAGGUUUUCUAUUUUUCUUUUUAAAUAAAAUCAGACCUCGCUUUUCCACAUACGGUGUGUUUUAUAAAAUUAUUUUAUUGGAUAGGUGUAGAUAUUAAUACCUAUAGAAUAAAAUUUAAUAUAGAUAAUUUUGGUGUUAAACUUGUCGAAGUAACUAGUCAUAUUUAGAAUUGGUUCACACCAGAUAGAUAACUUACUUGAUACACUUGUUAAUUCAAAUCGGGCUCUGACAAAAUUAUAAAAAAGCUUCAGUAGAUGGCGCUGGUUCAGGGUCCUCCUGUAAUUUUGAAAAAAAAAUGUAAUUUAACUUUGCGUUUGAUCAUCAGAACUAUAGUGGCUCAAACAAGUUUGUCAGUAGUAAAGCGCGAAUUUUAAAUUUUCUAUGGGACGUUAACCCUUUGCGUAAUUUUUUUUAAUUUGCCGCAUUUUUCUACUGACGGAAAUGGCUUGACAGACUAUAACUACAUAUACCUUUAUAUGUAAGUCUUCGAUUUAAGCUACGUCUACUGUAGUUUUAUUAUUGCGACUCGUAUUUUCUUGACUUAUCAGGUUUUUAAUUCUAUUAUCUGUGUUUAUAUCGAGCUGAUUUGUUUACUGAUUAUAAUAUCGAGCAUUACUAAACGUUACUUUAUGUGAACCGAUUCUAACCGUGACAUAUUAAUGUUCGAUCUAACUCAGGGUUUCACAACCUUUUUCCAUCGAGCAUCCCUUAAUGAUAGUAUAUUCCACGCCUCUUAUUACCUUGCCAUGUACCAUACGGGGUGCCAAAUUGGUUGGGGACACCUGAUCUAAGGCCUUGGUCUCCGGUUGUGCAUAUAAGUAUUUCCAAAGUACGUGAUGCUGUUCACAUCGGAAAUGCACGGCGCCAACCGGAGACCAAGGCCUUAAGGCGGUUAUUACAUUGCUGCGCAUCCGCAGGCCGCUCCGGUGUGUGAGCAAGACAACGUUAUGCACGUGUAUAGCGAUGUCCCGCUCGCACACCGCAGCGGCAUGCGGCUGAGCGUUCAAUGUGAUGACCUAAUAUUUUAAUAAAUUGUAUUUAUAGUUUUGUACUUAGCUUUUACCUCUGUUAGUAUUCGGUGUGCGCGCAGUUGUUACGUUGUUCUAGGUGUUAGGAUACUGUUCAGCCAUAUUGUAUUCGAGAUUAUAGCGCGGAUGAUCUCACAUCGCCAAAGGCGCUUAAUUUGAAGAACUCAAAUAGUCUGUAGUAGAUAUAUGUAUACCUAUUAGGUUAUCGAGAGGUAAAAGUGAGGUCUGAUUUAUAUGAAAAAUUAUAUAUGUAUUAUGUUUACUCUUUAGAACUAAAAACAGAUAAUGUACAGUGCCUGACUGAACUGAUAACGUGAAACAAAACAAAGAGAAUAUUAAUAUAUUGUAAAUAAAAAACGAAAAGUAAUGUAA
Molecule: messenger RNA, 9625 nt
Organism: Cydia pomonella (codling moth)
Lineage: Eukaryota; Metazoa; Arthropoda; Insecta; Lepidoptera; Tortricidae
Product: serine/threonine-protein kinase STK11-like
Exons: 6
Coding region: 576-2777 (733 amino acids)
Biological process (GO): establishment of cell polarity; protein phosphorylation; regulation of cell growth
Cellular component (GO): cytoplasm
Molecular function (GO): protein kinase activator activity; protein serine/threonine kinase activity; ATP binding
Source: RefSeq, a predicted model, not a curated record